GGGAUGGGUGGGGGGGCCGACUUCCUGGGGCGGCCCGUGAGGAUGUCGCGACCGCCCCCCGAUGCCCCUCAGCCCCGGAGACUCCGCAGCCCCCCUGUCUGAGGCGUCCAGAGCCUGGAUCCGGACUCUCCCCUCCCUCCUUUCCUCCCUUCCCUCCCAGGUGCGCGCGGGGCCGGCGGCAGAUUUGAUCAUGUGGGCAACCUGCUGCAACUGGUUCUGCCUGGAUGGACAGCCUGAGGAGGUCCCACCGCCCCAGGGAGCCAGAGCACAGGCCUAUUCCAACCCUGGGUACAGCUCCUUCCCUUCCCCGACAGGCUCGGAACCCAGCUGCAAGGCCUGUGGAGCCCACUUCGCAAGCACGUCCCGGAAGCAGACCUGCUUGGACUGUAAGAAACAUUUCUGCAUGACCUGUUCAAGCCAAGAGGGCAACGGGCCCCGUCUCUGCCUUCUCUGCCAGCGGUUCAGAGCCACAGCCUUUCAGCGGGAGGAGCUCAUGAAGAUGAAAGUGAAGGACCUGAGGGACUACCUCAGCCUCCAUGACAUCUCUACUGAAAUGUGCCGGGAGAAAGAAGAGCUGGUGUUCUUGGUGCUUGGUCAGCAGCCUGUAAUCUCCGAGGAGGCUAGGACUCAUGUCCCCACCUUAUCCCCGGACUUCCCCGAGCAGCAGGCCUUCCUGACUCAGCCUCACAUCGGCACAGUACCUCCUACCUCACCCAGCCUCCCUUCUUCACCUGCACAAGCCACCUCUGUUUCCCCAGCCCAGGCUCAGGAAAAUCAGCAGGCCAAUGGUCGUGUGUCUCAGGACCAAGAGGAGCCGGUCUACCUGGAGAGCACAGCCAGAGCACCUGCUGAGGAGGAGACCCAGUCUAUUGACUCAGAGGACAGCUUCGUCCCAGGCCGGAGGGCCUCGCUGUCUGACCUGACCCACCUGGAAGACAUUGAAGGCCUGACAGUGCGGCAGCUAAAAGAGAUCCUGGCUCGCAACUUCGUCAACUACAAGGGCUGCUGUGAGAAGUGGGAGCUGAUGGAGAGGGUGACACGGCUGUACAAGGAUCAGAAAGGACUCCAGCAUCUAGUGUGUGGUGCAGAAGACCAGAACGGGGGAGCAGUGCCAUCUGGCCUAGAGGAGAACCUAUGUAAGAUCUGCAUGGACUCACCCAUUGACUGUGUUCUGCUGGAGUGUGGACACAUGGUAACCUGUACCAAGUGUGGCAAGCGCAUGAACGAAUGUCCCAUCUGCCGGCAGUAUGUGAUUCGAGCUGUGCACGUCUUCCGAUCCUGAGGGCUUGCACUGGCUUCUUCAGUGCCUUACAGGGAUAUAGCCCAGGGUGGCUGGGCUCGGGGUUGGUCAGCUUGCGGAAGCGAACUAACAGAAGAAAUUUUUCAGUGUUCCCAAGACCAGGGCAAAGAUGCUAUGUCAUCCCUGGGCGUGCCUGUCUGGUACGGGGUGCCCCACUUGGCUGGCAGAGUGGCUGAGGCCAGUAGGAACUGCUACAGAUCACAUGGGCGAGUGCCUGCUUCAGUGAUCUUGGGAAUAAUGAUGGUAACUGAUGAACAGAGGACUCCCGAACUUGGACCAUGUCUUCCUUCUUCUGAAGAUCUAGAAACAUUUUAACUCUUCUGUACCCCAUUCAUCCCCUGAAAAUGCUUGCCUGUAUUUCACCAAUCAGAAGUCCUACUAGAAAUGGUUCCUUCCUCCCCUGCACAUCUGGAUUUAAACUUCUGGUUGCUCUGGCUUUCUGUGCUUUAACAUCUUUAAAGUCUCUUGCUAUAUUGCCUAAAAUCCACAUUUCUUUGGACCAAAAAUAUGUUAGUUUAUCAGAUCAACUGUGGUCCUUAGGACAGAAUUUAGAACAGCAAACUUUUCUCUGGUGAGAAAUGAAACACAAAUGCUAUAGAAAAAUAUCAAAGUUGUUUUGAGUUGCUUCCUUAAGUGUUGGGACUGGAAGCUAUCAGACUCUUGAUCUGACCCUGGGAGCCAACAAAGCAUCUGGUUCCCAAAUUGCUGAGAAGUUCCAGAAUCUGUAAACAAAGGAUGUGCAUGGAUCAUCUCUGCUGCUUUCCUUUUGAGACUUGACUUUGCACCAUCCUCAACUUCAAACUGCAAGGGGGAAGCAUGGUGUAGAGGCAGUGCCUUCUGCUUAAUUUUGGCUUCUGAACUUUUUUGUUUAAUAGGCAGGGGUGUUAAACAUCCUACUGAGGUCCCUACAUUCUCCAACAAGGUUUUUAAUCUUGGUCUCAUCAAAGGCAUAGACAAGCGAGGAGUCUUACUCUUGAACUUUUCAUGAUGUUCUUGGAGCACAGAGGUGAGGCAGAGGAGCUAAGAGGCACUGGAAGAUGCUGAAUGAGGCUGAAUUCUGCCUAUAGGCAGACAGCUGUCAGUCCCUACUUUCAUUUCUUUAUCAAGACAGAUCUUUUGGUCCUUUUCAAAGGACUAGCUAAUGCGUAGUGAUGUUUUUUGAGCCUUCUUUAGGCUCUUUCUACCACUGGAGAAGCUAUAGGGCUUAGGUUUGAUAGAGAAGCUCAGCAAAGCACAAAACACAUGCUCUCAGAAGAGCGGUGUGUCUGUUACCAAUGGAUGAACUAUGCAGACUGCCCCUCCCCAUCCCCCCAUACUGUGUAGCUGAGGCCUAGACUAGAAGGACCAACUGACUAGAAAGCAGAUGGAAACCUCUAGCAGGGCCUAUUACAUUAGUACAUACUCAUGCUUUCCCUCCAUCAACCACUAAACCCCUCAGGAGGAAUUUCACAAAGUAGUUGUCAGUGGAAUGCUGGGCCACUUACCUCAACAUUGUACUAAGUCCAGAUGAUCUCAUUCUGGGUGCCUUUGUAGGAAUGGGGGAAUCAGACAUUUUCCAGUGAAGGCUUGCCUUUCAUCUUUUUGCUGAAUGAUAAAUACUGUAGUUUUUGAUGCCUACUAGUUUAGCAAAGGCUCACUGGUUCAGCUGCUCCUCAACUCUACUAUGAAACAGAUCUGCGAAUAUGCAACUUUGGUAAGAUCUAGCAAUAACUUCAAGGAAGACGCUAAGCCAGCUUUCCCCCUCCUUGCAACUUUCUCUGCUGAACUGAAGCCUUACCUCCCCUACCUCCAACUUCCUCUCCUAGACAGGAACUGAAAAUAAUAUACUGGUGGCUGUUUGUAAACUCAGCAAGAAUUAGAACUGAUGUCAUUUACUCAUUUUGAAAGAACUUGCCUUUAAAUCUAUCUUUUGGUGGAUUCCCAUUUGGGAAAAAAGGUGUGAAACCAUCCUGGUUUUUGUUACUUUUAUUAUUAUACCAAAUAAAGGCUGGCAGUUUCAAGAUCCCAUUCCAGUUAAUAUCUACCCCAAGUAGAAAACCUGAUUUUUUAUUGAGUCCUCCCUCUUGUCCCUCAUGGAUCCUUGGUCUUAAUUUAUCGUGGAAACAUUUAAUAAUUUCAAUUAUUCUGUGGCUUUUGCUGUGAUUGCUUUGAGACUUCAGUUGGGACUUGUUUUAAAAGACUUGCACAGCUGACUGGUUCAUAUGUUGGAAUAGUUGGAUCCAAACUAAUAAGCUGUACAGGAGUUAGUGCUCAAUAUAUAUUGUACAAAUUUAUUGAAAUCUCAUGGAUGUCAAUGUGUUAUUUCAAGUGGCUUAUAUUAAGAUUCUCUCAGACUUACUUGGGUGUUAAACAAACCCAAAUAUGUAUUUUUUGUUUCAGAGCUCUGCUUUAUAAUUUUGUAAUAAAGUUUCAACAUAGAUGCCUGUCGGA
Messenger RNA from Chinchilla lanigera (long-tailed chinchilla), 3730 nucleotides. It is a transcript of the gene Rffl, whose product is annotated as ring finger and FYVE-like domain containing E3 ubiquitin protein ligase. Lineage: Eukaryota; Metazoa; Chordata; Mammalia; Rodentia; Chinchillidae. The record is from RefSeq and is a predicted model, not a curated record. Gene Ontology annotation, biological process: negative regulation of extrinsic apoptotic signaling pathway via death domain receptors; protein K48-linked ubiquitination; proteasome-mediated ubiquitin-dependent protein catabolic process. The coding region runs from base 62 to 1282 and encodes 406 amino acids. The transcript has 7 exons. Gene Ontology annotation, molecular function: ubiquitin protein ligase activity. Gene Ontology annotation, cellular component: plasma membrane; cytoplasm.